Molecule: messenger RNA, 3379 nt
Organism: Arabidopsis thaliana (thale cress)
Lineage: Eukaryota; Viridiplantae; Streptophyta; Magnoliopsida; Brassicales; Brassicaceae
Gene: CNGC12
Product: cyclic nucleotide-gated channel 12
Exons: 9
Coding region: 310-2259 (649 amino acids)
Biological process (GO): monoatomic ion transmembrane transport; transmembrane transport; monoatomic cation transmembrane transport
Cellular component (GO): plasma membrane; membrane
Molecular function (GO): monoatomic ion channel activity
Source: RefSeq, marked reviewed
ACUAAAAUGAUUUAGCUUACCACUCUCACUCUGCAUCCACAGUUUAAUAAUUACCCCUUUAAUAUUUUAAUCAUUAUUUUAGUAGACCAAAACUGUUUAGUGUUGAAACUUGUGCAUCCACAUGAGUGUUGGUUAAAGGUUGAGAACAUCGAUUUGCCAACCAUAUCUCACAGCCACAGCCAUUUUUAUUCUCUCUCGGUCUCUCUUCUCAGUCUCUCACUACCACAGCCUUAAGUUCGAGAAGACCGAAGUGGACUUCAUUUUCUUGUACGGGAAUUAAAAUAUUGCAGAUUGACGACAUAUACUAACAUGAAUCAUCGGAGGAGUAAAUUUGCCAGGAUAGAUAGUAUGGGAGUUGAUGGAAAAUUGAAAAGUGUUAGAGGACGCUUGAAGAAGGUUUACGGGAAGAUGAAAACACUCGAAAACUGGAGGAAGACCGUCUUGUUAGCUUGCGUGGUUGCUUUGGCUAUUGAUCCUUUGUUUCUGUUUAUCCCUUUGAUUGAUUCUCAGAGAUUUUGCUUCACUUUCGACAAGACACUUGUAGCAGUAGUUUGUGUCAUUCGUACUUUUAUUGACACGUUCUAUGUGAUUCACAUCAUUUAUUAUCUUAUAACCGAGACCAUUGCUCCUCGUUCUCAAGCAUCUUUGAGAGGCGAGAUUGUCGUGCAUUCUAAGGCUACACUGAAAACACGUCUCCUCUUUCACUUCAUUGUUGACAUUAUCUCUGUUCUCCCCAUUCCUCAGGUGGUGGUUCUCACUCUCAUACCACUGUCUGCGUCGCUGGUGUCAGAGAGAAUACUGAAAUGGAUUAUACUUAGUCAAUAUGUACCAAGAAUCAUUCGUAUGUAUCCGCUUUAUAAAGAAGUGACAAGAGCCUUUGGUACGGUAGCAGAAUCAAAGUGGGCUGGAGCUGCUUUAAACUUAUUCCUUUACAUGCUGCACAGUUAUGUGUUUGGGGCUUUUUGGUACUUGAGUUCAAUAGAAAGGAAAAGCAAAUGUUGGCGUGCCGCGUGUGCUAGGACAUCCGACUGCAAUCUCACGGUCACGGAUCUGCUUUGUAAACGAGCUGGCAGUGACAACAUUCGAUUCCUCAACACUUCAUGCCCAUUAAUCGACCCUGCCCAAAUCACAAACUCCACAGACUUCGACUUUGGUAUGUAUAUUGAUGCAUUGAAGUCAGGGGUGCUAGAGGUGAAACCAAAGGAUUUUCCCAGGAAAUUCGUCUAUUGCUUUUGGUGGGGUCUCCGUAAUAUUAGUGCUUUGGGCCAAAACCUGGAGACAAGCAACUCUGCAGGGGAGAUUUUCUUUGCUAUCAUCAUAUGUGUCUCUGGUUUACUCUUGUUUGCUGUGCUCAUUGGAAACGUUCAGAAGUACUUGCAAUCAUCUACUACUAGAGUAGAUGAAAUGGAGGAGAAAAGGAGAGACACAGAAAAAUGGAUGUCCUACCGGGUGAUACCAGAGUAUUUGAAGGAACGCAUUAGGAGAUUUGAAGAUUACAAAUGGCGAGAAACCAAGGGAACCGAAGAGGAAGCUCUUCUUCGUAGUCUUCCAAAAGACCUCAGACUCGAAACCAAACGCUAUCUUUACUUGGAUAUGUUAAAGCGUGUUCCAUGGCUUAACAUCAUGGAUGAUGGUUGGCUACUAGAAGCUGUGUGCGACCGGGUGAAGUCUGUGUUCUAUUUAGCGAACAGCUUCAUAGUGAGAGAGGGGCACCCAGUUGAGGAGAUGCUGAUUGUAACGAGAGGCAAGCUGAAAAGUACAACCGGAUCUCAUGAAAUGGGUGUCCGCAACAAUUGUUGUGACCUCCAAGAUGGUGACAUAUGUGGAGAACUUCUCUUCAAUGGUUCUCGCCUUCCUACCUCAACCAGAACCGUAAUGACUUUGACUGAAGUUGAAGGUUUCAUUCUCUUGCCUGAUGAUAUCAAGUUUAUAGCUUCUCAUUUAAAUGUCUUUCAAAGACAAAAACUCCAACGAACAUUCAGGUUAUACUCACAGCAAUGGCGCUCAUGGGCAGCAUUCUUCAUUCAAGCGGCAUGGAGGAAACAUUGCAAAAGGAAGCUUUCUAAGACAAGAGACAACGAGAAUAUUCCACAAGGCACGCAACUCAAUCUUGCAUCAACGCUCUACGUGUCCAGAUUUGUGUCCAAAGCUUUGCAAAAUCGACGAAAAGAUACAGCAGAUUGUUCCAGCUCUCCUGAUAUGUCACCUCCGGUACCUCAUAAACCAGCCGAUCUCGAGUUUGCAAAGGCUGAAGCAUAGUGUGUCUUUGAAGGAAAAUGACUCUCUACACAAACAAGGUAGUGAAGACUCCAUGUAAGCUCAAAACAUGCCCUACAACGUAACUUUCCAGUUAUUGUCAAAUAAUUGACUCAUCACCACGUCCUAGAUAUAAAAAAAAACAGUAAGAAAACAAGAUCAUUCCAAAAAACCAAGUGAGGCACUUGAUGAGCUCUAAAUAUAUAAAUAUGUAGUACCGAUGUUUUUGUUUGGCGCCGCAUGCAAGUAAUUCCAGUCCUAAACUCGACUUGUUCAUGAGUCUCAAGUAGGACCAAGUUUGCGAGGUAAGGAGAUAUAACAAAAAUGUCUUGAGAGAGGCUUUGGAGUUUGUUCUCUUCUUUUUACAGAAUUUUUAUGAACUCUCAAGGACUUUCGAUAGGUUUCUUCUCCCUUCUUGCAUGGUGCAAGUAACGCUUGUUGUUGAAUUUGGAUAUCAAUGGGAGGCUUAAUCCUUGUUGAGUCAGAGUAUUCUUUUGACAAAAAGAAACAGAGUAUUCAAGUCAAAUUUGAUUCAAAGACAAAAACAGAGAGACUAAUAAAGCAAAAGAAGAUUCACUUCUUGUCUUUCUUCUUCACCACGUCAAUAAAUUCUCUCAUCAGACUUAUCAAUCUCGCUAUGAUCCUUUGCUGCUCAGAGACCGUUGUUACUGUAAUAUCUGGCCACCCCAGGAUGCUUCUCAACUUUACUAUCUGAUUGGACCUCAACACUAUUUGAGUGGAAAAAAGUGUUUUAGAUUGAACGAGAGAGAGACAUAAAAAAAGAAGGAAGAUAUAUUGUGAGUUUAUCUACAGAGAGAGAGAUAGAGGGACUUACUCAGGUAUAAUGUGGAUACAUAGAUUCUAGAUGUGAUCAUGUAAAAGUACAUUGCCUGCAGAAACAGAAAACUGAGACAUAUCACUACUAGAUUCAAGACAAUGUUUAAGAUCAAAGCUCAAAAAAAAGGUCCAGCUUUACCGGUUCAAAUUUAAAGGUAGCUUGGAGCACAACAAAGAUAAUGGGAAAUAUAGCAAGUCUCUUCAUGCUCGAUAAAAGAUUUGCCCGCUGAUUGUGGACCUAUCAUAAAUUGAAAUUAAAAAAAAUAUCAAAUUUAGUUUGGAUUAU